AUGGUUGAGACCCUAAGUACAAAACCUUCAUCAGAAGAAGAGGAGUUUACCUCUCUGACCCCUCCUGCUGGUCCUGUGAGGUCAUCUGAUACCACAUGCCAAGUCAGUGGUAAUUACCUACCCAGCAUCAGUCAACCUCAGCUUGAUCAGCAUGAGCAAACCAAUAUUCCAGGGAACCACAUUAUUGAUCCAUGCAACCAUCAGCUAUUUACAACCGCCAAAAGAACAGUACCAAGUAGGUGUGGCUUAGAGUCACGUCAACUUACAACUCCUUUAGCCAACAUAUACAGCAGGCAUAUGGCAACCAUUGGCUGGCCACAACCCAGUGAGUUUUAUGCAAAGAGAGUUCCAAAUGUUAAAGCUUCAAAAGAACCUCCUCUUUCACCUUUACCUGUUCAAAACACAGAGACAAUCAGUAAUGGCACCAAUGAGAGGAGAACAAUGAGAUUUUAUCCAAACACAUUUGGUAAUGGUGGAGGCCAAAACAAAAGAACAGCCUCCAUAGAACCAUCAGCAAUUUGCUUGCCAGCAGUUGAUAACAUUUAUUACCAGCCAAUGCAACCCCCAAAAUGUUUGAAACCAUCUAAUACGCAAUGGACUUUAUUUAACAACACUCCAACUUACACAAGCCUUUUACACAGGGGCUAUUCUCACACACGUCUGUGGUGA
This is a messenger RNA of Acanthosepion pharaonis, 669 nucleotides long. The record is from the annotation of a GenBank genome assembly. Lineage: Eukaryota; Metazoa; Mollusca; Cephalopoda; Sepiida; Sepiidae.